AUGGCCGUUUCGCACAACCCGGACGCGAAGCGCAUCAUCCUUGCUUUUCGGGGUACCUAUUCCAUCACCAACGCUAUCAUCGAUCUCUCGGCAUAUCCUCAGGCCUAUAUACCUUACCCAGGGGACGAUCUGGGUGAACCCGAGAAUGGAUCGCUUCUAGAUCGAAAAUGCGAGAAUUGCACCGUUCACGCCGGGUUCAUGAAUUCUUGGUUGAACACCCGCUCUACAGUGCUACCGCAGCUCUCGGAUGCUCGCAAGAACUAUCCAGACUACGAAAUAACCCUAGUCGGACAUUCCCUUGGAGGAGCCGUUGCCGCUUUGGCAGGGCUAGAGAUGAAACUCAAGGGAUGGAACCCAUCUGUGACGACAUUUGGAGAGCCGAUGGUUGGCAAUCAAGAAUUUGUGGAUUUUCUUGACGAGCAGUUCCACAUGGGUAGUGAUCGGGUGACCCGGUCAUUCCGUCGAGUGACACACAUCAAUGACCCAAUCCCACUUCUCCCGCUCAAAGAAUGGGGCUAUGCCGCCCACGCUGGCGAAAUCUUUAUUUCAAAGCUGGACCUCCCACCUUCUAUUGAAGACCUUCGAAUCUGCCAAGGAGAUCAAGAUCCACAGUGUAUUGCAGGCUCAGACGCCUCCGCUCUUCUGCUGGAUAUGUAUCGGGAUGCCCGCAUCCCUCUCGAUAUUUUUAGUACCCACCCGGAUCCGUGUCCUUCACAUACGGGACAAGGAAGUGUAGAGUCAGAGCACCAAGUCGUUUUCGGGACGCAGGGGGAUCUACUUGGAUUAGACUGUGCCUCUUCUGAUGCGACAGCUCCGCUAUAUCCUCGUCGCUGGGACUGGUCUCUUAUCCCAGCUCGAUAUCGUCUAUGGGAGCUCUUUUAUGCACAUCGGGAUUACUUCUGGCGCAUUGGUUUAUGUGUCCCAGGAGGGGACCCGACCGGAUAA
Penicillium odoratum is the source of this 945-nucleotide messenger RNA. RefSeq names its product lipase family protein. Bases 1 to 945 code for a protein of 314 amino acids. The record is from RefSeq and is a predicted model, not a curated record. Gene Ontology annotation, biological process: lipid metabolic process. NCBI's taxonomy places the organism in Eukaryota, Fungi, Ascomycota, Eurotiomycetes, Eurotiales, Aspergillaceae. The transcript has a single exon.